CCUCAUCGAUCCACCGACCAUGGCGCGCCUGCUCCUCGUCCUCGUCCUAGCGCGGUGGCCGCGGCCGUCGCCCAACCGCUGCCCGCGUGCGCUUCUGUGGCUCCCUCGCCGUCAUCCUUGUACCGCUGCGGCUGGUGCUCGCGCCGCUCCACCGCCUCCAUCCUCCCUCCGGACGCCGGCGCCCUCACAGGCGCCGCGUGCGGAUACGGUGAUCCGGCGGAGCUCGCGGCCGACGGGGGAUUCCACAUUGCGGCCGUCGGUGCUGGAUUUUUCCGCGGCGGCCAGGCCUGCGGCGCCUGCUACCAGCUGAGGUGCAGGGACCGGAGCGCGUGCUCGGAAGGCGGCGUCAAGGUCGUCGUCGUUGCCGACGUGCCGGAGGUGAACAGAACAGCAGGCGUCGUCGGUGGCGGGAAGUUCCUGCUCAGCAAGGACGCCUUCGCCGCCUUGACUACUGCUGGUCACAGUGGCCAGCUUGCGAGCUUAGUGGACACGGCCGUCGACGUCGACUUCAGGAGGAUACCAUGCAUGUACAACAGCAAGAACCUAGCGGUGAGGGUGGAGGAGACGAGCAACAGGGACAAGGGCCACCUCGCCCUCUGCUUCCUCUACCAGGGCGGCCAGACCGACAUCGUCGCCGUCGAGGUCGCGCAGGCGGUUCUUCGUGCCGCCCAGAGCGCCGCCGCACCGUCGCCGACGCAAUGGCAGUACAUGACGCGGCGCGAGGAGUCUCCCGGGGUGUGGCGCACGUCGCGCGCGCCGGCCGGCCCGCUGCAGCUCCGGCUCGUGGUCACCGCGGGCUCCGGCGGCAAGUGGCUGCGCGCUGACGGGGCGGUCUACGACACUGGGCUGCCCGUCACCGACGUCGCCGCGCGCACAUGCAGCUGCGCCUCUGCCUCCGGGGACGACGACGAAGAGGAGUAGGAGCCCAGUUGACACGCACACGCGCGCUCGCAUCCUUGCUGGUUCCUAGUGAUCGACCGGUGGUCCAUCGGACCAGGCCUGCACGCCACCGGCCGGCCGCCGGGAAGAUGUAUGACACGCGGCACACGCGGAAAAGUGAAGAGAAACGGAGAAAGAGGCAUAACAGCGAAAAGGAACCGGAAAGAAAGGGAAGUUCGCAACGACGCCCUUAGGAUAUUCCAACCUAGACCCCUUCAUCGCCUACAACUUUUCGCCGUCGUCGUCGCCGAAGGUCCGCCGGAAGAAAUGGCGCGUGCUCCAUGAUUGUGGUUCCACCAUGACGGGCGGCCAUUGACCUCAGUAGCAAGUAGCUAGUGCAUAUAUUAAUGGGUUAUACAUAGACACGCUUGAGAAUUGAGAUCGUUGUCAUUGUACUCAUGCAUGCACUACAUGAGUGGGUGGGUGAGCUAUCGGCAUUAGGCAUUCGGCAUCUAGCCGGCGGGUCCAAGUCCAAAAAUCUUGCGGCCAUUGCUGA
Triticum dicoccoides is the source of this 1435-nucleotide messenger RNA. Its product is annotated as expansin-like A4. The record is from RefSeq and is a predicted model, not a curated record. The annotation marks the transcript as partial. Lineage: Eukaryota; Viridiplantae; Streptophyta; Magnoliopsida; Poales; Poaceae. The transcript has a single exon.